GCCCUCGUCAAACAUGGCUGCCGACGCCAUGACGCCACGAGCAGCUGCGUUUUAGCAAUAUUUCCUGCAGACUGUUAUUGCCCGGCAUGCAGCGGGGCGACGCUUGGCUCUCACCAACAUGGCUACCCCCAUGCACCGGUUGAUCGCUCGUAGACAGGCUGAAGCAAACAAGCAGAAUGUACGUUGUCAGAAGUGCCUAGAAAUGGGUCACUGGAGCUAUGAAUGUACUGGGAAAAGAAAAUAUCUGUACCGACCCUCCAGAACAACAGAGUUAAAGAGAGCAUUAAAGGAAAAAGAGGCUAGACUACUUUUAGGACAAAGUAGUGGCAGCGCUAUGCCAGAAACAAAGAUGAGAAAGAAGAGAUCAAAAAGUGUCACCAGCUCCAGUAGCUCCAGCUCAAGCAGCAACAGCUCAGAUAAUGAUCCUUCUUCAGACAGUGAAGACACCUCCAGUUCAUCCUCUUCCUCUGAGGACACAUCUUCCAGUUCUUCAUCCUCCUCAGAGAAUUCCUCAUCGGAGUCUGAGUCUGAAUCGGAGUCCGAAUCUGAAACAAGCAGCAGCAGCAGUGGUACUACGAGCAGCAGCAGCAGUGAAGAAGACAGUAGCUCAGAAGACGAGCCACUAAGGAAGAAACGGAAGAAUUAGUCAUGUCAAAAAAUGGUAGUUUCUGAAGAUUUCUAUAUAGGGACAAUGUCAACUUUUGUGGAGAAAUCAAACAGGAACCUGUGCUUUGAAGAAAUGCCUGAAUGACACCAACUUUGGUGCCCUUCUUUAGUUAUAAGUUUGUCAUUGUUGAUUUCAGUACUGUUAACUUCUCACUAGAAAUGCAGAUUGCAAAAGAAAUGUAUCUUACCCUCCGUAAAUGAUGAUGGCAGACUCCUGUUAUUACAUUUGUUUUUCUCCCUUUUUUUUUUUUUACUUUUAUUGACCAAGUAUCACAUAUAGCUUGUUGGUACUAAAGUAAACUGCCGUUUACUGUCCACCUUGGAGGAUCAUUUUAAAUGUACAUUUGUUGUUUGUGCAAAUAUAAACAAAAAACAAAAGUUUAACGCGUUAACAGGGUGUAAAGUUUUGACCUCACAGCUGAAGAGUCCUGUAAUUAUUUUUAUAGUGGUAUAUAAUAAAGUUGGAUUUAUCUGAUCACAUGCUACAAUUGGAUAAUGAAAGAUUGUGUGUCCACAAUGGCUCAGUGGUCUACAAAGUUAUAUUUUUAUGGUGGAAAAGGCCCAUACUUUUAGCUGUUCUAAUAGGUUGUUUUAUAUGUGCAAUUGAUUAUAAAACUAAGUUUGUGUCAUUUUUCAAAGUGCCAUGUCUGUAAAUAAAAUUAAAAAAAGCCUGUGACUUUAUCCUGUAUUGCAGGUUACUCCAGCACAAUAAAGAAUAACGUCACCUUGUACUAAAGUUUUGGUUAAUAAACAUUUGUCUCUUUUUGCUAUUAUAAUUAUUGUUGUUAUUGUAGUUUAAUUUAUAUUUCCAUUUAUUGGCUUAAUUAUUAAUUUGUCACAUUGAAGAAUAUUUGGUUCUAUUUUGAAACAAUAUAUUUUUUCCAUAUAUGAGCAAUAUAAACCACCUACUGGCAGUGAAAUGUAGAGAAUUGUAUGAUAAUCUUCUCUGCUUAGCCUGCUUUUACAGUGAGACAGGUUCAUUUUAAAGGGAUAUUUUAACUAUAUGGGAUAUUCCACAGGAUAGGGGAUGAUUAGGACCCCUUGCAAUCGCAAAUUUCCCAGCUGAAUUGAGAAGCGGUUUUGCAUUCUCUUCAUUAAUUUUAUAUAACAGCUGUACGUGGCUAUUCAUAAAGAAUGAAUGGAGCAGCUGGGUGCGCGUGCCUACUGGCUGCUCCAUUCAGUGGGGAGAGUCGGUCCCUGUUUUUAUGAUUGUGCGAUCAGACGUUCAUUCCCGAUCCUAGAAAUUUUCUAUCACUGGAAUACCCCUUUUAAGUGUAGGUCCACUAAGAUAACCUGUUAAUAAUAAUGUUCUUACCAAGACAGGUGCUUAACCCCUUAAGGACCAAGCGCAUUUUCACCUUAAGGACCCGGCCAUUUUUUGUACAUCUGACCACUGUCACUUUAAGCAUUAAUAACUCUGGGAUGCUUUUACUUUAAUUUAAUUCUGAGAGUGUUUUUUGUGACAUAUUCUACUUUAACAUAGUGGUAAAUUUUCAUCGAUACUUGCAUCAUUUCUUGGUGAAAAAUUCCAAAAUUUCCUGAAAAUUUUGAAAACUGCAUUUUUCUAACUUUGAAGCUCUCUGCUUGUAGGGAAAAUAGACAUUCCAAAUACAUUUUAUAUUGAUUCACAUAUACAAUAUGUCUACUUUAUGUUGGCAUCAUAAAGUUGACAUGUUUUUACUUUUGGAAGACAUCAGAGGGCUUCAAAGUAUAGCAGCAAUUUUCAAAUUUUUCACAAAAUUUUAUAAAUCAGAAUUUUUCAGGGACCAGUUCAGUUUUGAAGUGGAUUUGAUGGGCCUUCAUAUUAGAAAGACCACAAAAAAUUACCCCAUUAUAGAAACUGCAUCCCUCAAAGUAUUCAAAAUGAUAUUCAGAAAGUUUGUUCACCCUUUAGGUGUUUCACAGGAAUAGCAGCAAAGUGAAGGAGAAAAUUCUAAAUCUUAAUUUUUUACACUCGCAUGUUCUUGUAGACCCAGUUUUAGAAUUUUUACAAGGGGUAAUAGCAGAAAAAGCCCCCAAAAUUUGUAAUCCAAUUUCUCUCGAGUAAGGAAAUACCUUGUGUAUGUAAAGUGUUCGGCAGGUGCAGUAGAGGGCUCAGAAGGGAAGGAGUGACAAUGGGAUUUUGGAGAGUGAAUUUUGAUGAAAUGGUUUUUGGGGGGCAAGUUGCAUUUAGGAAGCCCCUAUGGUGCCAUAACAGCAAAAAAAAAAAAAAAAACAUGGCAUACUAUUUUGGAAACUACACCCCUCAAGGCACAUAACAAGGGGUCCAGUGAGCCUUAACACCCCAAAGGUAUUUGACGACUUUUCGGUAAAGUCGGAUGUGUAAAAAAAAUUUUUUUUUCACUGAAGUGCAGUUUUUUCCCAAAAUUUACAAUUUGUACAAAGGGUAAUGGGAGAAAAUGCCCCCAAAAAUUUGUUACCCCAUCUCUUCUGAGUAUGGAAAUACCCCAUGUUAGGACGUAAAAUGCUCUGCGGGCGAACCAUAAUGCUCAGAAGAGAAGGCGUUGCAUUUGGCUUUUGGAAAGCAAAUUUAGCUGAAAUGGAUUUUGGUGGGCAUGUCGCAUUUAGGAAGCCCCUAUGGUGCAAGAACAGCUAAAAGAAAAAAAAAAACACAUGGCAUACUAUUUUGGAAACUACACCCCUCAAGGAAUGUAACAAGGGGUACAGUGAGCCUUAACACCCCACAGGUGUUUGACGACUUUUUGUUAUAGUCGGACGUGUAAAUAAAGAGAAAAAAUGUUUUUUCACUAAAAUGCAGUUUUGCUAUUUUUCCCCGCAAAUUUAACAUUUUACAGGGGUAAUAGGAGAAAAUGCCCCUCAAAAUUUGUUACCCCAUUUGUGGAUGUAAAGUGCUCUGCGGGCGAACUACAAUGCUCAGAAGAGGAGGAGAGCCAUUGAGCUUUUGUAGAGAGAAUUUGUUUGGAAUGGAAGUCAGGGACCAUGUGCGUUUACAAAGCCCACCAUGGUGCCAGAACAGUGGACUCCCCACAUGUGACACAUAUUUGGAACAGUGGGCUGUGCAAAUGAAAAAUUACAUUUUUCAUUUUCACGGACCACUGUUCCAAAAAUCUGUCAGACACCUGUGGGGUGUUAAGGCUCACUAUACCCCUUGUUACAUUCCGUGAGGGGUGUAAUUUCCAAAAUGGGGUCAGACGUGGGUAUUUAUGUUUUUUGCAUUCAUGGCAGAACCGCAGUAAAAUCAGCCACCCCUGUGCAAAUCACCAAUUUAGGCCUCAAAUGUACAUCGUACGCUCUCACUCCUAAGCCUUGUCGUGCGCCCGCAGAGCAUUUUACACCCACAUAUGGGGUAUUCCCGCACUUAGGAGAAAUUGCGUUACAAAUUUUUGGGGUCUUUUUUUCCCUUUUACCGCUAGUGAAAAUAAA
Hyla sarda is the source of this 4050-nucleotide messenger RNA. RefSeq names its product zinc finger CCHC-type containing 10 (gene ZCCHC10). Gene Ontology annotation, molecular function: nucleic acid binding; zinc ion binding. Bases 119 to 646 code for a protein of 175 amino acids. The transcript has 4 exons. The record is from RefSeq and is a predicted model, not a curated record. Lineage: Eukaryota; Metazoa; Chordata; Amphibia; Anura; Hylidae.